This is a messenger RNA of Cooperia oncophora, 582 nucleotides long. Lineage: Eukaryota; Metazoa; Nematoda; Chromadorea; Rhabditida; Trichostrongylidae. The record is from the annotation of a GenBank genome assembly.
AUGUUAUUACUAUGUUUUCUUCGAUUCGGAAAACUCAAUGCUCCUCCAACGCUUUACAGGGAAAGCUACUUAGCACAAUGGAAUAGGGAGCGAACGCCAGUGCACAAUCAGGAGCGAUAUCGAAGCCACGUCAGACGUAGUUAUACACCCGUAAGGGAGAUAGCAGCCGUCGAGCCAGUGUACGACACCCGUCAACCGCUCACCUCGUAUCGUGCACGCACGCCGAUUGCGAUGGUGACCGCACCCUACCAUACUAACAUUCACUACCGGUCCGAAGAUCAACCGUUCCGUAAAUAUGAUGUGUUCGGAUUGCGUACAUGGAGCUACCCUAUAUACAAAUACGUCUACGGACGAGAACAAGACCAUCGACGACCUUACUCGUACAAUUCAUUCUUUCGGCAGUAUGGUACGACAUCACUGUACACACCACCCCAACUCGCACCUGAAAGUCGUCCUAUAACCACCAGACGAGGGUACUCUGGCUAUGCCUAUUUAGCCAGUGAAACGAACUACGAUAUCGCCAGUCAACCGAGAAGCCUUAAAAACUACAUGUACACUCGGACAUAUCUAGGAACUGCGUGA